Trachymyrmex cornetzi is the source of this 2530-nucleotide messenger RNA. RefSeq names its product Alg3, alpha-1,3- mannosyltransferase (gene Alg3). The coding region runs from base 491 to 1801 and encodes 436 amino acids. Gene Ontology annotation, molecular function: dol-P-Man:Man(5)GlcNAc(2)-PP-Dol alpha-1,3-mannosyltransferase activity. The transcript is spliced from 3 exons. Gene Ontology annotation, cellular component: endoplasmic reticulum. NCBI's taxonomy places the organism in Eukaryota, Metazoa, Arthropoda, Insecta, Hymenoptera, Formicidae. The record is from RefSeq and is a predicted model, not a curated record.
CCGAUUGGUCGUGACGUCAUCGCAAUUCGCACGCGCCGUGCGAUGUGAGUGAGAGGGGUCUAUAUUCGCGUUUCGUGCUGCACUCUGCUGCACUCUCGCAUUUUCUGCACUCGAACUGGAACAGCUAUUCGACCGGACCGGUUAGAUGGAAAGAAAGGGCGGAUAAUUUGGAAAGAGACGGAAAGUUCAGCUCGAGAAACGGAAAUCGUCGCGGAACUAAACGGAGCAGCCGGUUCUAUUUACCUUGCGAUCGCCAUGUUUACUCCAAUAAAGUUCUGUGAACGUUUAUACCGAGGAAAACACAGAUUUGUCACUCGACACGUAAAAAACGAAAGAGAGGUAUCUUUUCCGCGGCAUCCAUGGGUGUCCGAUGACGAAAAGUGACGGAUUAUCGCUGCGACGAGCUGGUUAUUUGUCGUUACGCGGAUGAACCGAUAUCGUAAGUUCGGCUAACCUCUCGAGGACGUCACGCAAAACGGACCGAGGUGGAAUGGCGCCACGCAGGGAGGCGAGACCUAACCUCAAUGCUGGCAGGUCUUCGAGGAGGAGCAACAAGGGCUGGCUGGAGAAUUACGUGGAAUGGCGACAACUCGUCGCUUUUCUCACCGACCCGAAAAAACUGUCAUUGACGGUAAAACUGUUCGUCGUCCUGGAAAUCGUCUUAAAUGCAGUAAUCAUCCAGACAGUGCCAUACACUGAAAUCGAUUGGAAGGCCUAUAUGCAAGAAGUUGAGGGUUUCCUGAACGGCACGUCAGACUACUCGAAACUGCGAGGUGAUACUGGGCCACUGGUUUACCCUGCCGGCUUUGUCUAUAUCUUUUCCAGCCUCUAUUACAUAACUUCUCAUGGCGUCAACGUAAGGAUAGCACAGUACGUCUUCGCGGUGCUGUACGUGAUCACGCUGAUGCUAGUCUUCCGGAUUUACGCACGGACCAAGAAAGUGCCGCCCUACGUUCUCAUCUUGAUGUGCUGCACUUCCUACAGAAUACACUCGAUAUUCGUUUUGAGACUCUUCAAUGAUCCAGUGGCAAUGGUGCUGCUAUACGCAUCUAUCAAUUCAUUCUUGGACAAUCGCUGGUACUUGGGUAGCGUGUUAUAUAGUCUUGCUGUGUCCAUCAAGAUGAACAUACUGCUGUUUGCUCCAGCGCUUCUUGUCACUUACCUAUGCGCGCUAGGAACGUUCAAAACACUGAUACAUUUGUCUAUCUGCGCAUUGAUACAGCUGAUUCUUGGUCUUCCAUUCUUGCUAGAGAAUCCGAUUGCUUAUAUAAAGGGCGCUUUCAAUUUGGGUAGAGUCUUCGAGUUCAGGUGGACUGUAAAUUGGAGAUUCUUACCAGAAGAGGUAUUCGUGCAUCCGUAUUUUCACGUUUUUCUAUUACUUCUGCAUAUGCUAACGCUGCUGUAUUGCGCACCUAUUUGGAUCAGUUACAUGAAGUCGUACGUGAAGUUAAAACAUGUAGGAAAGGAACUGAAGCCUCAACUUCGUAAGAAAGAGAAGGUAGAUAUGUCUACUGUAAGUCAGUUAUUUGUCUAUCCUCUUUUUGUUGCGAAUUUUAUCGGCGUUAUGUUUAGCAGAUCGUUGCAUUAUCAAUUCUAUAUAUGGUACUAUCAUACAUUACCGUACAUCGCGUGGUGCACCGACUAUAAGACUAUCUUUAAAUUGACCAUUUUAGGCGUGAUAGAAUUGUGCUGGAACACGUAUCCAAGCACGGUGUUCAGCAGCGCGGCGUUGCAUUUAUGCCACAUAAUUUUGCUAUAUGGCAUCCUAAAAAAUAGAUCGAAUAACGCAAAAGAGAAAUGAAGGCUGCACACAUGUAUGACGCAUUUUUAUCUUAAUUAUAUGUAAGGAUGGAAUCACACGAUGCUCGAUUCUUGAAUGAUAAGCAUGCACGCAUGCAUGCACACAUGCAUGUUGCUAUGCUUGCUUUGAUGCAUACAGUUUGGUGUUUGACAAAUAACUAUGAAAUUAGCAAUUGUUUCUUUUGAUUGGUGCAUGCAAGGAAAUAAGCUAUGAAGUAACCCAUAAUAAAUAUAAAAAUCAUGUAUAUGCAGCAUGCAGCGUUCAAUGCAUGAACGAAUUCUAGCAUACAUCAGAACAGGCAUGACUGUAUGCAUGCUACCAUUCAAAAAAUCGAGCAUCAUGUGAUUCCAUCUUAAUAUAUAAAGUUGAGUACAUAUUCAUAUCGUGUAUCUUUCCAUUUAAUGUUACUUAAUGUCCAUCGUCCCGAUAUUAUGUAUCUAAUUGUCCGUAACUUAAUAGUUUGCAUAAUAUUCUAGUCUGUAUCUACAAACAUGCGAUUAUGUAUGUAUAUAUACAAUCACAGACUUAUGUAAAUAGACUGCUGACUCAAUGUAAUUUAUACAUGGGUAAAUUCAUACAAUACUCACAAACAGGAUGUGUGAGUGAGAGAACUCAAAUAUGUCGCUGCCCAGCGCUGUCUUCAAAGAUAGAGGCGAAGUUAGCAGUCUACUUAUAGAAGUCUGUGUGUACAAUAUACCUUUUGUAUAUUGAACGGAAUAAAUUAUAUUA